GAGCGUCCCCCAGCAGUCAGGACUUCUCAGCUAACUCCUGCUUCCCACCAUUUCCCUCUGGACUAGCCAGCAAGAGAGGGAACCAUGGUGAGGACUAACCUGUUGGUGAGGAACACCGACAUGCGCUGGCGCCUGCCAUUGGUUUGCCUUGUCUGGCAGAUAGCCAUGAUUAUCCUCUUUGGCAUCUUUGUGCGCUUCAACCCUGAAUCCGAUGCAGCCGGGUGGCAGAAGGAGAAGCAGGACAAAAACAUCACCAGCGAUGCUGAGAAUGACUUCUAUUUCAGAUACCCAUCUUUCCAAGAUGUCCAUGUGAUGAUCUUUGUGGGCUUUGGCUUCCUCAUGACGUUCCUUCAGCGCUAUGGGUUUGGUGCGGUGGGGUUCAACUUCCUCCUUGCGGCUUUUGGGAUCCAGUGGGCCCUCCUGAUGCAGGGCUGGUUCCAUACCUUGGAGAAUGGGAAGAUCCUUAUUGGAGUACAAAGCCUGAUUGGUGCUGACUUCUGUGUGGCUUCCGUCUGCAUUGCCUUUGGAGGCGUCUUGGGCAAAGUCAGCCCCGUUCAGCUGCUUGUCAUGACGCUGUUUCAAGUCACCCUUUUCUCUGUGAAUGAAUACAUCCUGCUGGAUCUACUCCAUGUUAAAGAUGCUGGUGGAUCCAUGACCAUCCAUACCUUUGGUGCUUACUUUGGGCUAACAGUGACUGCUGUUUUGUAUCGACCCCAUUUGGACCAGACCAAAGAUAAGCAGGGUUCUCACUACCACUCAGACCUCUUCUCUAUGAUUGGCACGUUGUUUCUAUGGAUGUACUGGCCCAGCUUCAACUCAGCCAUUUCCGACCAUGGGGAUGCCCAGCACCGAGCUGCCAUCAACACUUAUUGCUCCCUAGCAGCCUGCGUGCUCACCACAGUGGCCUUCUCCAGCAUGUUGCAAAAGAAGGGCAAGCUGAAUAUGGUCCACAUUCAAAAUGCCACUCUGGCUGGCGGUGUGGCUGUAGGGACCGCUGCAGAGAUGAUGCUGACUCCAUAUGCCUCUCUCAUUGUUGGCUUCAUCUGCGGUAUUGUGAGCACCGUUGGAUUUGUUUACUUCACGCCUUUCUUAGAGUCCAAGUUGCGCAUUCAAGAUACAUGUGGCAUCCACAACCUACAUGGCAUGCCAGGGCUCAUUGGGAGCAUUGUGGGGGCUGUCACUGCUGCCGCUGCCACCGAAGGAGUGUAUGGAAAAGAAGGGCUCAUCCUUGCUUUCGACUUUACAGACGAAUUUGCACAUAGGACCCCGAGUGUCCAAGGCGGGUUCCAGGCAGCUGGCAUGGCCGUGUCCUUGGGCAUGGGCUUGGCCGGAGGGGCCGUGGUUGGUGGCAUUUUGAAACUACCCUUCUUCGGAGACCCCACGGAUGAAAACUGCUUUGAGGAUAAUGUUUACUGGGAGGUACCUGGAGAUGAGGAAAGCAGCCUGUACUGUAUGCACGAUUCCAAUGCCAAACCUGUGACUGAUCACCAAGCCGCCUGAAAAAUACCCAAAAGAUAAAGAGCACUACAGAAAACCAGAGAUAGAAUCACUGCCCCCCAUUUGGGAUAACUUUGGGUGGCGUUUGGUCUCCCUUUCCAUGUUCAAGUUCCUACAAAAGGAGUUGGGUGGCUUUCUGGGAAACACACCAGAUCACCUCAUUCACUGUUCUGAAUGAAAAUAUGUUAUUAUUCAUGAGAUACAAUGUGUUUUAAAGAGCUCUCAUAUCAGUUUUCGAAUCUGGGAGACAGAAAAUGCCUGAACUAGACCUAAUCCAAAGGGAAAAAAAUUCUCACCUGUUAAAUGCAUGAGAAUAAACUGGAAAGUGUUAACACAGUCCAGUAGGCUUGGUUAAUCAAAAAAAAAAAGGUUCAAAACUCUUUUCAGAUGUAGGGGGUGCUGGUGGUUCAAUUCUAAAGUCAAUUCCAAUUUUCACAGAAAAAAAUGUUCAAAACUUUUCGAAACUUCUGAGACUUCCAAAUCAUUUCGUUAAUGGUUUGAAAGUAUUAUUUUCUGUUUCAUUGGGUGGUCUUUACUUUAAAAGUAGUUGUUUUACUCCAGAAGUGAGGAAAAGCAAGCGGAGGAAAUUCCUUCCUUUUCUGGUUUAAAAC
This is a messenger RNA of Anolis sagrei ordinatus, 2108 nucleotides long. It is a transcript of the gene RHCG, whose product is annotated as Rh family C glycoprotein. Gene Ontology annotation, molecular function: ammonium channel activity. Gene Ontology annotation, biological process: ammonium transmembrane transport; ammonium homeostasis. The record is from RefSeq and is a predicted model, not a curated record. NCBI's taxonomy places the organism in Eukaryota, Metazoa, Chordata, Lepidosauria, Squamata, Anolidae. Gene Ontology annotation, cellular component: plasma membrane; apical plasma membrane; basolateral plasma membrane.